AUGGUUGCUUUCACUAUUGAACAAAUCCGUGACUUGAUGGACAAGGUUGCCAAUGUGCGUAACAUGUCCGUCAUUGCUCACGUUGAUCACGGUAAAUCCACUUUGACUGAUUCCUUGGUUCAAAAAGCUGGUAUUAUUUCAGCCGGUAAAGCUGGUGAAGCCAGAUUCAUGGAUACUAGAAAAGAUGAACAAGAAAGAGGUAUUACAAUUAAAUCUACUGCUAUUUCUUUAUAUGCUUCCAUGAACGAUGAAGAUGUUAAAGACAUCAAACAGAAAACCGACGGUAACUCGUUUUUGAUCAACUUGAUCGAUUCCCCAGGUCACGUUGAUUUCUCAUCAGAAGUCACUGCUGCUUUGAGAGUUACCGAUGGUGCUUUAGUUGUUGUUGAUACCGUCGAAGGUGUUUGUGUUCAAACCGAAACCGUUUUGAGACAAGCUUUGGGUGAAAGAAUUAAACCAGUUGUUAUUAUCAACAAGGUUGACAGAGCUUUGUUGGAAUUGCAAGUUACCAAAGAAGAUUUAUACCAGUCCUUCUCUAGAACUGUUGAGUCAGUCAAUGUUAUUAUCUCUACUUAUGUUGAUCAAUCUUUGGGUGACUGUCAAGUCUUCCCAGAUAAAGGAACAGUUGCUUUCGGUUCCGGUUUACAUGGUUGGGCUUUCACUAUUAGACAGUUUGCUAACAAGUACUCCAAGAAAUUUGGUGUUGACAAAACAAAAAUGAUGGAAAGAUUAUGGGGAGACUCAUUCUUUAACCCAAAGACUAAGAAAUGGACCAACAAGGACAAAGAUGCAGAUGGAAAACCAUUAGAAAGAGCUUUCAACAUGUUUGUUUUGGACCCAAUUUUCAGAUUGUUUGCCGCUAUUAUGAACUUCAAGAAGGCUGAAAUUCCAACUUUAUUGGAAAAGUUAGAAAUCAAUUUGAAGUCAGAUGAAAGAGAAUUGGAAGGUAAAGCAUUAUUGAAAAUAGUUAUGAGAAAAUUCUUGCCAGCUGCUGAUGCUUUGUUGGAAAUGAUUGUUUUGCACUUGCCAUCUCCUCUUACUGCUCAAAAAUACAGAGCUGAAACUUUAUAUGAAGGUCCAUCAGAUGAUCAAUUCUGCAACUCCAUUAGAAACUGUGACCCAAAUGCAGACUUGAUGUUGUAUGUGUCUAAGAUGGUUCCUACUUCUGAUAAAGGUAGAUUCUAUGCUUUCGGAAGAGUCUUUGCUGGUACUGUUAAGUCAGGUCAAAAAGUUAGAAUCCAAGGUCCAAACUACCAAGUUGGUAAAAAAGAAGACUUGUUCUUGAAAUCUAUUCAAAGAACUGUUUUGAUGAUGGGUGGUAAAGUUGAACAGAUUGAUGACUGUCCUGCAGGUAACAUUGUUGGUUUAGUUGGUAUUGAUCAGUUUUUGUUGAAAUCUGGUACCCUUACCACUAACGAAGCCGCACACAACUUGAAAGUUAUGAAAUUCUCAGUCUCACCAGUUGUGCAGGUUGCUGUUGAAGUUAAGAACGCUAACGAUUUGCCCAAAUUGGUUGAAGGUUUAAAGAGAUUGUCCAAAUCCGAUCCAUGUGUUUUGACCUCUAUGUCUGAAUCAGGUGAACAUAUUGUUGCUGCUACUGGUGAAUUACAUUUGGAAAUUUGUAUAUCGGAUUUGGAAAACGACCAUGCUGGUAUUCCAAUCAGGGUUUCAAAACCAGUUGUUGCUUAUAGAGAAACUGUUCAAACCGAAUCAUCAAUGGUUGCUUUAUCCAAGUCACCAAACAAGCAUAAUAGAAUUUACGUUAAAGCUCAACCAAUCGAUGAAGAAGUUUCCUUGGACAUUGAGAACGGUGUCAUCAACCCAAGAGAUGAUUUCAAAGCUAGAGCUAGAAUCUUGGCUGACAAGCACGGUUGGGACGUCACUGAUGCUAGAAAGAUUUGGUGUUUUGGUCCAGAUGGUAACGGUCCUAACAUGGUUAUUGAUCAAACCAAGGCUGUUCAAUACUUGAACGAAAUUAAGGACUCUGUUGUUGCCGCUUUCCAAUGGGCAACCAAGGAAGGUCCUAUUCUCGGUGAAAAUGUUAGAUCCGUUAGAGUUAACAUUUUGGAUGUUACAUUGCACGCAGAUGCUAUUCACAGAGGUGGUGGUCAAAUCAUCCCAACAAUGAGAAGAGCCACUUAUGCUUCGAUGUUACUAGCUGAGCCAGCCAUUCAAGAGCCAGUCUUCUUGGUUGAAAUUCAAUGUCCAGAAAACGCCAUUGGUGGUAUUUACUCAGUCUUGAACAAAAAGAGAGGUCAAGUUAUUUCUGAAGAGCAAAGACCAGGUACCCCAUUGUUCACCAUUAAAGCAUACUUGCCAGUCAAUGAGUCCUUUGGUUUUACGGGUGAAUUGAGACAAGCCACUGGUGGUCAAGCUUUCCCACAAUUGAUUUUCGACCAUUGGUCAGUCUUGAGCGGUGAUGUUAGAGACCCAGCAACCAAACCAGGUUUGAUUGUUAAGGAGAAGAGAGAAAGACAAGGAAUGAAGCCGGAGGUUCCAGGUUACGAAGAGUAUUACGACAAAUUAUAA
Lodderomyces oxycetoniae is the source of this 2529-nucleotide messenger RNA. RefSeq names its product elongation factor 2 (gene EFT2). The coding region runs from base 1 to 2529 and encodes 842 amino acids. NCBI's taxonomy places the organism in Eukaryota, Fungi, Ascomycota, Pichiomycetes, Serinales, Debaryomycetaceae. Gene Ontology annotation, biological process: translational elongation. The transcript has 2 exons. Gene Ontology annotation, cellular component: cytosol; ribonucleoprotein complex. Gene Ontology annotation, molecular function: ribosome binding; GTPase activity; translation elongation factor activity. The record is from RefSeq and is a predicted model, not a curated record.